CUCCUUAGUGUGUGAAUGAGGCACAGCCACGCCACCUCAGAUCCUGAUGUAGCAUUAGCGAACUGAGCUCACGACAAAUGGCCGUCUGCUUUCUGUCUUUGUGUGGGAAGAAAACCGUCAAUUUAGCUACUUUACCGACAAAACUCUGCAGAGUCAGCACUCGUUUUGGCUUCUCCAGCACUGCUGCAGAGAGGCGCACUACGGGAGACGACUGCCACAAUGAUGACGGUGAUGAUGAGCAAAGUCUCUCUGUAACACAUGUCAGGAUGUUAGAGAUGAAAGCCAACAAGCUGGAGGAGCAGGUCCGGGAUCUCACUCAACGUUACAAAAGGGCUUUGGCUGACUCGGACACCGUACGGAGAAGAACUCAGAAGUUUGUGGAGGACGCAAAGACCUUUGGGAUUCAAAGUUUCUGCCGUGACCUAGUGGAGGUGGCAGACCUGCUGGACAAAGCUGCAGGAGGCAUUAAUGUACAGGGCACACAGAAUCUGACUGAAAUUAAAAACAAACUGCAGCAGGUGUUUUCCAAGCAUGGGCUGGAGAAGAUGAGACCUGUGGGUGGUGCAUACGACCCCUACCUACAUCAGAUAGUGUGCCAUAUGCCAGCUGAAGGACUCGAACCUGGAAUCAUUGCCACUGUGAAGCUAGAUGGUUACACGCUACACGGGCGCACUAUUCGCCAUGCGCAUGUGGGGAUCGCUGUAAAAACACAGGACUCUUGAUUACUCAUGAAUCAUUUUGUAUUGACUUUACUCUUGUCUGUUUUCUGCUUUCUUCCAAAUUAUUGUUCCCAUACAGGAAAUUUGGGAAUAUGUUUGUGUACAUGCACACACACACAUGCACCUAAAUAUAUAUGUAAAUAUAGCAAUUUUGCUUUGCUCUUUUAAACACUGCAUGGUAUUAACAUUUGCCUCAGAUGAUCAGAGCCCAAAUGUGAGGUGCUUAAGUACAAGAGUGACAAAAACAUGGCCUUGAUUCAUUUGUAAUGCGAACGCCAAUGUAACCUGAUCCGUCCCUGUUUAAUCUCUUUAUUUCUAAUCUAUACAUGUUCAUACCAGCCAUUCAAAUCUCCUCUUAUAUGCAUGCCUUAUUUUCUUGCCAUUCACAAAAUAAUAAUUUGCUAAUAGUGUCAGUAGAUUGGUCCUCACAUUCACAUUGUGUGUGUGUGUGUUGUUUUUUUUAAAUUAAAGUAAGUUAUGGGACAGUUUUAGCACCUUGGUGCCAAAUUGAAUUGGGCCUGUGAUAAUUGUUCAGUUAUGUAGUUUACAAUAAGUUUUUAUUUUAAUUUAUUGCAGCUUACAAGUUUGUUUCUUGAACAUAUUGUUUUGUUACAUUUUGUAUUAUUGUAUUAUCACAUUUUUAUAUAUAUAUAGAUAUAUAUAUAAAUAUAUAUAAUUUUUGUGGUUCAUUCAUUAAGUGGAACUGAAAAUAAGACAGUAUUUGUAUUUUGUGGUUCUUUCAUUAAUUGGAACUGAAAAUAAGACAGUAUUUGUAUAUGUGAGGACAAACGGCCAACCGUAAUGAAAACUGGCUUAUAUUUAUUUGUAUCUUUAUUUGAAAUGUCACCCACUGGACCUUGUUUUUGGGAUAAAUUGAAUUUCCUUUUUUUCCCUUCCUUGGAUUAUUAAAAUAUUUAAACCCCCCUUGUUAGUAUAGAUACAAAGGCUUUGCACUAUGAUAAUAUUUGUAUUUCAUAUAAUUUUCACCUUCUAUAUGAUGGAAGAAGAAGGACAAAAUGAGUAAUGUUGCUUUUUUUCUGUUGAACAAACUGAAAAUUUGUAAACAUUUAUGGUUUUGUGCCUUAAUGAUAGAUCAAGAUUGUCAGAAUAGCGAACUUUAGCAUUUCCUUGAUUAAUAAUUGUCCAGCUUUGAAAAUAUAGUGCACCUUACAUUGGUAUAUGAAGUACACACGAGGUAGAGAGAAACCUGUUUGAUAUUUAUAUUUUAUUGUAAUCUUCAAUUUGGUGUAGUUCACAAUCCUGUGUGAAUUAGACUUAUGCUUGAAGUCGCAUAUGGGAGAUUUGUAUUUUGUGUGCAUAUCAGUGAUGUAUAACAUGUUUAUCAUGCUUUAUUUUUGUCAAAGUAAUAUUAAAAUGUAAAACAACGUGUAAUUA
This is a messenger RNA of Tachysurus vachellii, 2114 nucleotides long. RefSeq names its product GrpE-like 2, mitochondrial (gene grpel2). Gene Ontology annotation, cellular component: PAM complex, Tim23 associated import motor. Bases 78 to 722 code for a protein of 214 amino acids. The record is from RefSeq and is a predicted model, not a curated record. Gene Ontology annotation, biological process: protein folding; protein import into mitochondrial matrix. The transcript is spliced from 4 exons. NCBI's taxonomy places the organism in Eukaryota, Metazoa, Chordata, Actinopteri, Siluriformes, Bagridae. Gene Ontology annotation, molecular function: adenyl-nucleotide exchange factor activity; protein homodimerization activity; protein-folding chaperone binding.